UUCUCGGUAUCCCUCCACAGUCGCUAGUUAUGCUGGAAAAGUACGAGAAAGAGUUGGAGCCAGGGAGUGAACUUUUCGCUAGACUUUCCCCUUUCAGUCCUCCGUUGUCCCCUUGGUGACGGGCGGACACAGGAGAGCGCGCGUCGCGCUGGUGACGUCACGCCGGUUCUCCGCCAUCUUAGUUGUGGACAGAGAGGCAGCAAGCUCGGAGGAGCCGAGGCGGUGCGGCUAUCUAAAUGCUGAGUCUCGGCAGGCGUGGGCUCUGGCUGGGCCUGGCCGCGGCGGCGGCGGCGGCGGCGGCGGCGAUGGCCGCACGGCUGAUGGGCUGGUGGAGUCCCCGUACUGACUUUCGCCUUUUCAUACCCGAGGAGCUGGCCCGCUAUCGCGGCCGCCCUGGGGACCCGGGCCUCUACUUGGCCUUGCUCGGACGCGUCUACGAUGUGUCCUCUGGCCGGAGGCACUACGAGCCUGGGGCCCACUAUAGCGGCUUCGCAGGCCGAGACGCAUCCAGAGCGUUUGUGACCGGGGACUACUCUGAAGGAGGCCUUGUGGAUGACGUAUCUGACCUGUCAUUUUCUGAGAUGCUGACACUCCAAAGUUGGCUUUCAUUCUAUGAGAAGAAUUAUGAAUUCAUCGGGAGGGUGACAGGAAGGUUCUACGGAGAGGAUGGGCUACCUACUCCAGAACUGACCCAGGCAGAAGCCGUGAUCGCCAAAGGCCUGGAGGCAAAUAAACAGGAAGUGAAAGAGAAGCAGAAGUUCCCACCAUGCAAUGCUGAGUGGAGCUCAACCCGCGGCAGCCGGUUCUGGUGCUCCCAGAGGAGUGGAGGUGUGAGCAGAGACUGGAUUGGCGUCCCCAGGAAGCUGUUUAAGCCAGGUGCCAAGGAGCCCCACUGCGUGUGUGUGAGGACAACUGGCCCCCCUAGUGACCAGACGCCGGACAAGCCUACGCACAGCAAUCGUGGGGACGUGGACCACCCCAACUUGGAGGAAUACGCGGGCUGCCCGCCCCGAGCCGCCACGUGCUGUGUCCCCCUCUGA
Messenger RNA from Kogia breviceps (pygmy sperm whale), 1040 nucleotides. RefSeq names its product cytochrome b5 domain containing 2 (gene CYB5D2). The record is from RefSeq and is a predicted model, not a curated record. Gene Ontology annotation, cellular component: membrane; endomembrane system. Lineage: Eukaryota; Metazoa; Chordata; Mammalia; Artiodactyla; Physeteridae.